AAAAAAAGAGAAGAGUGGUAAAAUAACGCAAGAGAGAGAAAGAAACGAUUAUUAAAGAGAAACGUCGUCAUAUUUCCUUUCAUUUUUUAUUAUUGUUAUUCUUCUUAAAUAAAUAAAUCAUUUAUGCAAAUCGAAUGUGGACUGCAGUAAACGAAGAUUAAUGAUAAUUUGAUGAUGGUCGUUUCUUUGUGAAAAAGAACAACAACAUCGAUUUUUUAUAUUGAAUUUUUUUCCUUUUUCGUUUAUUCAUUCCAACAUCCUACAAUCAUAAUAUCACAAUAAAGUGUUAUAUUCGAACGAUUUUUUUUUCAAUUCGAUGCAAAAUGGAUCUUGUACAACUUAUUGAAAAAGUUCGCCAUCAAUAUGUUCAUAUACAAGAUGAACGACAAUUUAUUCAUAAGCUUAAUAAUGAUGUAAACGAUGAAAUUGAUUCAAUGAUUCGAACAAUGUGGAUUAUUAAAAAUCAACGUUAUAUUUGUGAUAAACUACAUGAAAGUCAUCAAUUAAACAACAAUAUAAAUGAUCCAAUAAACCUGAUAAAUGAAUCGAAUAAAAUUCAACAAUCUGAAUUUAUUGAAGGUUAUAAAAAAUUUGGUUCAAAUGAAUCAUUACUUAGUCAAUUGCUACAACAUUUACGUGAUAAUCCAAAAUCAAUUUCAUAUUUAUUAUUUUAUGCGGAAAAAGAAUGUUCAAAUUUUUUGGAUCUUUUAUGUAAAAUAAUCAUAUCGACUGUUUAUAAUCAUUGUUUUUUGGAUCAUGAUAAAUUAUCAUUAAUCGAUAUGAUGGAAGAAUUGAUUGAAAUUUAUAUUAAUUUUUAUGAUGAUUUACGUCGUCAUAUGCAUAGUAAAAAUUCAUCAUUCGGUAUUGUUUAUCGUAAUUUUUGUGAUGAACAAUCCGAAUUGAAAACAUUUUAUCGUCUAGCAUUGACUAAACCGAUAAUGUUGGUUUUAUCCGAAGAUAGUUUGUUUUUGGAUAUUGAUUCUAAUCGUGCUGUUAUGCGAUUUUGUCAGGAAGAACGACAAAAACAUUUUGGCUCAGAAAAUUCACCCGAAUAUGAAGAAAAUCUGAAUAAAUAUAAAAAAUGGACCAUACAAAAAAUGAAAUAUUUUGUUAAUAAUUUCAUUCGGUCAUUGAAAGAAAAUAUUUAUGCAUUUCCACAAUCACUAAUUUGGUUGAUGGUACGAAUGUAUACGAAAUUAAUCGAACGUUUUGAUUAUCAAAAAGUUAAUUCAAUAUUUGUUGAUAUGAUUUUUUUCUAUUUAAUUUGUCCGGCCAUUCAAAAUCCUGAUCUUUUCGGUAUAACCGAUCUGCAUAUUAAUCAUAUUGCACAUUAUAAUCUGAUGCAAUGUGCACAGAUUAUACAAAUGCUUGCAUUAUCAAAUUGGGAAAAAGUAUCUGGUCCUUAUCAACAAGUUUGUUCAUUGUUUGAUCGAAAUUGUUUAUCAUUCAUUAUGGAACAUAUAUUUAUUGUUGCUAAAAAUUCAACAGAUUCAAUUUCACAACAACAACAACAACGACGAUCAUCAACAUCGAUUGAAUCGAUUGAAUUACCAUAUUUUCUUUGUUCGGAUAUUGAACUGAAAUUUUUACUUGAAUAUAUUGGUUUAUUUUUACAACGUAAUGAUCAACCAGAUCAACCGCUAAAUACUUAUUAUCGUCAACUACCACAAUCGAUACUGAAUUUUGAUUAUGAUGAUGGUAAAGUUAAUUCAUUAAAAUCUGAACGUAGUAUACGAAAAUCAAAAUCCAUUAGUGAUUAUAUUGAUAGUUUGGAUGAAUUUUCCAGUUUGAAUAUCAAACAUUUACUGGCGAAUAAUGGCGAUAAUUUACCAACAUUAAAAUGUUUAUUUAAUUCAAAACAAAUUUUCAAAAUUACGAAUCAAAAUUUUUCCCAGCGUUUUAUUGGUAUGAAAAAUGAAGAAAAAAUUCUCGGUAAUAUUAUCGAUCGACAAAUUAUUUUGAAUGAAACUGUUGAUCGAAUUCGUGAAGAGAUUGAUAAAUUAUUUAAUUUGGAAAUUGAUAAUUUUCCUUGUUCACCGAUUAUCAAUGACACAUCGAUUGAUAAAACCAACAAUAAUUUAGCAUCAUUGUUACGUUCAAAUGAUGAUGAUGAUGAUGAUCAACCGAUAAAUGAAAUUGAAAAUGAUCCAAUCAAUCAAUCAUUAGAUGAUACAUUUGAUGAUGAAAUUAAUAUGCAAUCAUUGGGAACAUUAACAUUACAGCUUGGUGAUUUGGUCGAUUUAGAUAUUUCAUCUAACGAAAUGGAUCGAAAUCGUAAUAAUUCUCCCGAAUUGAAUGAAUCAAAUUCAAAUAAAUCCAGUAGUGGUAAUCCUGUUGGAAAAAAAGUUAUUUCAAGUUUUAAAAAUAUCAAAGAUAAAAUGAAAAAUAUUUCAUUAAGUAAGGAUAAUAAACAACAACAACAACAACGAACAUCUUUAAUUGAUUUAUCUAAAACUAAUAAUAAUGUCCAAAUUGGUAAUCAAUCGAUCAUUGCUGAUCGAACUGAAAUAAAAGCUGAAACUGAUAAAAUAUUUGAUAAAUAUCGUUCAACAACAACGACGACCAAACAACUACAGCAAUCAAUGGAAAAUGAAAACAUUUCCAAUCAACAACGUUACAGUCCUGAUCUGAUUAUUUUAAAUAAUAAUGAUGUUGAAAAUUCAAUUGUUGAUAUUGAUUUUCUUGGCGAUAUUCAUCUGAAAAUUUAUAAACUUAUUUCAUUAAUCGAUCUGUUUCAUGUUUAUCGUCGUUAUAAAUUUUUAAAUCUUUCAAACAAAAAUGAUUUUAUUUUAUUUUUAAAGAUUUUAUUAUCCGAAUCAAAUGAUAUGAAUGAAAUUUCAACAUCAGUAUUGAUUAUGGAUAUAAUACGUAUUGUACAGGAUAUUGAUCAAGAAGAAUUAUCAAAUAUUUUCCAAAAAAUUGAAAUUGAUUGGAAAACAAGAAAUUUUUAUAUAAUUUAUCUGCUAAAAUCACGUCAAUAUUUAUUACAAAGAUUAAAACAAAUUGAUUCCGUUCAACAAUCACUACAUAAAGAUCAUUCAUCAACUGAUUUUAUUAUUAUUUCAUUUCUUGUUCGAUCCAUUCUAGAAAAACAAGAACAGAAUAUUCAAGAAUUGAUUCGAAAAUUUCGUGAUUCAACAACGUUAACUGAUGAAAAAGCUUCACUGGUACAACGAUUAUUAGAUCAUACUAUUGAUCAAUUACAAACAAAAUUAUUUACCGAUGAACAAUUGACAUUACUGAGACAAAUACUCGAAAGACAUCUAAUGAAUCGAAUUUAUUUAUUAGCUUUUUAUCCAAAUGGUGAUAUUGAUCAACUUCGUGAUCAAAUUCUUCAUCAACAAAUCAAUCAAUUAUCAUUAAAUUUAUCACAUAAUUCAAAAUUGUUAAAUAUUCCAACAAAAUUUUUUACAACUAGUCCAUGGCCAUCAGCACAAGCUGAAUUAUUACUGUUAUCAGCAUAUAAAACACCAAGAGAUAAAAUUCAAUGUAUAUAUCGUUGUUGUUCACAUAUAAUGACAUUAUUAAGUACAAGUCAAAAUAGUAUACCUUCGGCUGAUGAUCUUUUACCUGUAUUAAUAUUCGUUGUAAUUAAAUCAAAUACUCGAUCAAUAUUAUCAACAAUUGAAUAUAUUAAUACAUUUUAUCUGAAUGAAAUGACCGGUGAACAAUCAUAUUAUUGGACACAAUUUUGUUCAGCUGUUGAAUUUAUUAAAACUAUACUUCAUUGUAAUCCAUAAUAAUUAAUAUAGAAGGGAUUAAUUUUUAUUUAAAAAGAAAAUACAAGUGCAAUUUGUUUUUAUUUUAUUCAU
This is a messenger RNA of Dermatophagoides pteronyssinus (European house dust mite), 3812 nucleotides long. RefSeq names its product GTPase activating protein and VPS9 domains 1 (gene Gapvd1). Gene Ontology annotation, molecular function: small GTPase binding; guanyl-nucleotide exchange factor activity. NCBI's taxonomy places the organism in Eukaryota, Metazoa, Arthropoda, Arachnida, Sarcoptiformes, Pyroglyphidae. Gene Ontology annotation, biological process: vesicle-mediated transport; regulation of GTPase activity. The record is from RefSeq and is a predicted model, not a curated record. Gene Ontology annotation, cellular component: cytosol; endocytic vesicle.